UUGUCAUUCCGAAAAUCGGUGCGUUCGGUGGUUAUUUAAAAUUCAUCGCUCGCGCAAAUACGAAUUUGGAGCCUCGAUCGACUCUUGAGAUUUUUGUCCCCGACAAAUGAAUUUGAACUCGACGACUAAAAUAUCGAAUCUAAUCUCGUCCGGUUUGAACCCGUCUACAGCUCGCUCCCGUGACGAUGCUGGCAUCGUCUCCGGGAACUCCGAUUGUGAUGCCGCAUUCGGCUCUAACGGUUUAAAAUUUAUUCCUUUCUAAAGUAUCGAGUCUAGUGCCAGUUUAAAAAUUAAUCGGUCAAGACGAGCUAAGAUUUUCGUCUAAGUAUUUCGCUCGAUUUAAGUCAUCUCUAUAAAUUCGGUACAUGCGCUAUUUGGGGUAGGCUUUUCAAAUAAAUCGAAAUCGGAACCAUUGCUGGCCAAUUAUGUUUCCUGUUUCAAAAUCCAAGAAAAAUCUUUCUCACAGUGUUCUCUCUCCUUAUCUCCUCACGUACACUACGCAGAUUUUUCUAGUCUUCGUUCUCAUCCACGCACGGGAGGAAAAUCUUCUCUGCGCUUCUAUCCACCACCGCUCAAUCGUUUGAUUUUUUUUUUCGCGCAAGCUUCUUACCUCCUGCGCGCAGAUUGCUUCUUCCUGCUGCACGGCAUGCCGGAGAAAGAUAUGUCUCUCAGAUUUUUUCUUCUCUACCGAUUGCUUUGCUCCUGGCGUGAUUUUUUUUCUCUGCGAUUGAUCUCAUCCCUGCACGGCUCUAGUGGAAAAAUCCCGCCGCCCCUGGGCGCUUCAAAAAUCCAGCCGACGCUCGCCCCUAUCUUCUUCCUCAGCCCAGCCGUCUUCCUGGGCAACCGCGUCUCCUUCUUCCUCCCCCUGCGUCCCUGUUCGGUUCCUGCGCACGCUGACUCCCUGCGUCGCGAGCUUCAGCUCGGAUUCCCCCUCCCAUGGCUGCCGAGCAGCUCGCCGGAAUUCCACGCUCGGUGCCUGGAUCUCCCUCCCUGCAGCUCGCUCUCUCUCCCUAGCUCGCUCGCUCCUGGCCUUCCCCUGCCGGCGCGCCUGUUCCCUGGCCGAAGCCACCUGGUCCCAGGUCCGGUCGGCCGGCUCAGUUUUUCCCAGUGCCGCGCGUCGUGCUUCCCCUUCCAGCCGACCGAAGCUCCAGCUCCAGCCAGGCGCGUCCGGCUCCCUAGGCGCUUGACCAUCUGCUCGCCUGCUUUCCUGCCAGUGCUGCCCAGUGCCUCUCUGCUAGCCGCGCGCCCCUGUCUUAUUUCCCUGCGCACCGUCGUGUCCUCAGCUAGCCGGCUGCGACCCCUGCUCGGAUUUUCCCCUAUGGCCGGAACCUUUUUCCUGGCCGCAGCUCAGAUCUCCGGGGCCGCGAGCUCCCCUAAGCUCGCCAUGGCGAUUUCCACGGCUGGCAGCUGACCUUCCUGUGUCGCGUCCUGACUUUACCCAAUGCCCGGUCGAGCUCUCUGACCGCCGCGCCGUGAAUUUUCCUGCGCGCGUGUCUCCUUGCUCACGCGUCGCCGUCGAGUUCUCUGGUGUUUGCGUGCCAUGAAGUUCCUCUAGCGCCGUGGCUUCCCAAUUCCAUCUAGUCACGCGCGCGAAUUUUCUUCGCCUCAGCCUUAGCUCGUCGGUCACGCUCGUCAGAUGUGCGAUCGAGGACUUCAGCUGAAGGCCGUCGUCAGACAACUACCAAAUCGAGUUGUGAUAUGGUGCGAUAAUUAAUCACGUGAUGCGGAAGAUGACUCAAGUCGACCCCAAGCACGGGCUACUCCGCAUGGAGAUGCUGAUGAAUGAACCUGCCUGAUCAAGUGUUAGGACAAGGAUGAUCGUCAAGUGAUCGACGUCUAACAAACACUAACCUAGUGUUUCUUCCAGGCAAGCCCCGGUGCAUUUGCCCCUUCCUUGUGUUUUAAAUGCUUUUUCACCUUAUCUGAUGCAUUAGGUGAUAGGAGUUGUGUGAUAAACAAUUGAUGCAUUACCAUUCCUUGGAAACUCCUUAAUCCCGGUUUUAUAAAAAGAACUGAUAAUGCUUAGCCCUGCUUAGAAACUGAAAAAUCAUUUGUUUUCAAAAAGAAUGAUUGUGGCACAUUGGUUAUGGGCCUUUCGUUUCAAAAAUCAAAGCAAACUUAUGGUGAUGAUUCCACUUCGGCCGGAGUGGGUUCAUCAUUUGGAAAAGAGUACCCCUGCCGGGUACCAAAAAUGGGAAAAUGGUUCGAAUACAUCUAGACCAGACGUUGAGCGGACAUGGUCGCCCGUCUGUGUCGAUUAAGGACCGUUCGAUGUAGGCCUGAUGAUGUGAGACUUUGCAACUAACCACAUGCUCCGAUAAGCCUGAACCUGGCUAUUCCAUACGUGAAAAGACAACCGCGCACUGGGCGUGGGAGAUGGUGGGAGUAGCGUGUACCCUCCUGGCUAGAGGCUGGAUGGAGGAGUACUGUGCUCCCGGGUAGCGCGGACCGGUUCACGUUGUGGAGGAUCUAUGGGAACGGUUGACAUAUGCAAGGGUUAAGUGCUACAUAUGUCGUGUGGUUAGGGAUCCCCAGCUGGGUAUAAUCGGUUCGAAUCGUCGUUGCUCCUCGGUUAUGGAGACUCGACUCACUGACCACUCAUCGUAGUUGACAAGUGAAACAUGAUUGUAGUUGGUUAAAAGAAAGCUAGAUAAGGACAAGUGAAUGCUCUAGAUUAGGCAAAUCUAGAUUCAGGAAAAGUACUAAACUUGUGAAGUAAAAUUUUGGCAUAAGGAUUUACUAUUAGUAAGCUCUUCUGCAAAACAGAGUCUUUGAUUCUUGAUAAGCCAUACCUUGACUCCCUCUAGCCAGCAUACCCUUGAGAGUCUUUUCUUUAGUCGGGUAAGUCUUGCUGAGUAAUUACGUACUCAGGGUUUUAUUCCCUGUUGUUUUUCAGGUCAUAGUUUUGUGCUGCUGAUGGUGGUGUUAAGUGCCGGUGGGCUCGGCCUUCUUAUAAGUUUAAGUAACCCUUCUAUACUUCUUAAUGAGGAUGGUCCCUUGAGCUAGCAUAUAUAUUUCAAACUUAUACUUUUGCAAUCACUCCGAUAAAAUAAUGUAAAAUUUUUGUAACUUGUAAAAUUUGGUAACAAGAUUUCCGCUGCAAAAAUAUUGGUGUGUGUGAUUUGUGUUACUUAAUCCCACAGUUCUGGUUGUAAGUGGUUUAUCCGGUGUCCUUGGGGCAAUCGGACGGAUCCUGUUAAGUUAUCUGGUGCACAUGCAUAGCAGUCUGAGGUCUUUGAGACAAGGACAGGUGCAUGUGGACCCAAUAACUUGGGAGGUUCUGCCACAGCUGGUAUCGGAGCAGGAUUAAGUAUAAUACGGUCACAUACGUAUUUUAAAAACAAAGUUUUGGUUUUAGAAAACCUAUUUUCAACUAAACCCAUUGUUUGGCUUUGAAAAACUAUAAUGCUAGCGACAUCCUCUGUUAAGCCCUAAAUUAAGGACUAUUAGGUGGCUUAGUUUAAAACCACUAACCCACAACCGGGGGUAUUGCAUACAUGUGUAUUGUUAUUUUUAAGGCCAUUCAAUUUUGAAUGGAUCGACGCUCAAGGUAAGGUGAGAUGUGAGAGCAUGACCGAACAAACGUCGGUCUAGGGAAGUGCUUAAUUGAAGCGCUUGAAUAUAUACAUGUUCUACAUAUGUAUAUAUGAAGGCUGCGAUGUGGAGUAAUUACUUUUCCGGGAAUUUAGUACCCCAUGGAUGUGUAUGGGUAUACAGACAUGGGACUACUGAGAAGUGUAAUGUACUUGCAACGACGCACCUACGCUCAGGUAAGAAGGUAAGUUACCAUAAUGAGUUGCCCUAUGGUUAAAGUGUGGCAACGGCGCCUAUGCGUGGCUCGGCGCUUAAUGAUGAGCUGGCCUCCAUAUAGCAAUAUAUGGAGUAUAAACUGUGAUAAACUGUCAUGUGUGAAUUGCAUCAUGGGCAAAUGGGUUGUGAUGAAUUUUCUGCAGGUACACUAACCUCGAAAACGUAAUGUUGGUGUGUGUGAUUUGUGUUACUUAAUCCCACGGUUCUGGUUGUAAGUGGUUUAUCCGGUGUCCUUGGGGCAAUCGGACGGAUCCUGUUAAGUUAUCUGGUGCACAUGCAUAGCAGUGUGAGGUCUUUGAGACAAGGACAGGUGCAUGUGGACCCAAUAACUUGGGAGGUUCUGCCACACCCUCAGCAUUUAAUGUGUCCUGUCCACUCUACUGGCAGGCGGCGCCUAGGCCAUCCUGCAGACGGCGUGCCUGUCCAGUCUAUUGUCAAACAGUAUGCACGUGCUACGAGGUGCACUGUGUCCAUCAUCACUUAUACGUUACCAGGGAAGCUUCCCCAGCACGCCGAUACUACGCAGAUCUCGGAUGUCAGGGCGCAAGAAGAUUUCUCCAGCAACAAACAUUAGUUGCUCCAAGUAUUACAUCCGUUAUGUUCCUAGGCCCACAUGUCGGGGCUUGGUACCCAUGUACGCGCCCCCUUAGCUAUAAAAGGGGAGGCAUGCAACGUUACAACACAGGCUAAAAGACAGACUCAGACUGAGGCUCACUCAGGCACACUUAAACGCUCACAAGUUCAUACAAGCUUAAUACAUCACACAAUGGAGUAGGGUGUUACGCUCCGGCGGCCCGAACCACUCUAAAUCCUUGUGUGUUCUUGUGUUCUCCCCAUAUUCCAACUAACAAGCAAAACGCUUAGGCCCCUCCUCAUCUUAGGAUUUAGGGCGGGUGCAUUCCGUCACCCGGCCGGAGAAUUUCCUCUCCGACAGAUAAGUUUGAAAAGAAGAAAGGGGCAGAUGCGAAGCGUAUUGCUGAUUUAGAAUAUGCUCUUUCUAUGCAAGUGGGAUUGCACAGAUCCGAGGUGCAAGGACUGGAGAAGAAGCUUGAUGAAAUCACUAAAAAGUUUAAUGUCGAACAAGCAAAACGCGAGAUAUCUGAUACUAAACGGUUAAGAGUUCAGAAAAACGUUGAGGAGCUUCGUCAAGCAAAAGAGGAGUGCUACAAUGUCGCCAUGGAUUGUUGCAACAAGCUGAAAAACAAUUUUGCUAAAGUUGGUGCAUUCUGUACUGAGCAGAAAUUUAUCUGUGGUGAUCCUUAUGGUGGGGUUAUCAGGUGGAUCGGUGGCGAGGCUGAAGCUUUUGAUGAAAUCCUUAGUGACAGAGGAGAUUUUUUUUGCCUUCAACGGCGCUCGAGGGGCUGUCUCGCUUCUUGAAAAAGCUGGUUGCGAGCAUGCAAAGGUUGUAAUUUAAGCAUAAUUCACCGUCUCAGCGAACGACAUCAAGGAUCCUUCAACCGAAGUUAUUGCUCUUAGCGGAAAAUUUUAUUCUGAAGUUUGGUUGAAAGGUGGUCGAGAAAUAAUAGAUGAGGCUAUUAGGAAGAAUGAGGAAGAAUCUCAUACUGCUUUAGAAGAAGUAAGGAAAGCUGAAGAAGCCGCGGUGCGUGAAAGGCUUAUAUGUAUAUUUGUCGUAAUUUAGCUUCGUAAAUUGUUUUAGCUUCAUAAAUUGUUUUAGCUUCAUAAUUAAUGAACACUUAUACUGCGGUGCAGCCAAUAUUUCUCCUCCUCCGGAGCCGUACGACCCUGAGGCUGAUCCAGCCUUGAAGGGUGCUCUUGAUGUAAUCAAAAUAGUUAAUGAAGCUGUUGAUGAAGCUGUGAAUAGGCUCCUGAACAAAGCUGCUAAUGAAGUCUUAAAAGAAGAUGAUUAGACCUUGUUUAUUAAAACAUUCGAAGAACUUUUUUAUGUUGUUUUCUUAUGUAAGAAACAAUUGUCAACUAUAUGUAUAUCUGAUGAUGUAAUCUAUUUCUUGUUGGAGCGUGAAA
Messenger RNA from Zea mays, 5793 nucleotides. RefSeq lists its product as uncharacterized. Lineage: Eukaryota; Viridiplantae; Streptophyta; Magnoliopsida; Poales; Poaceae. The record is from RefSeq and is a predicted model, not a curated record. The transcript has 2 exons. Bases 647 to 1411 code for a protein of 254 amino acids.